This is a messenger RNA of Pecten maximus, 1954 nucleotides long. Its product is annotated as nephrin-like. The coding region runs from base 1 to 1851 and encodes 616 amino acids. The record is from RefSeq and is a predicted model, not a curated record. The transcript has 13 exons. Gene Ontology annotation, biological process: cell-cell adhesion. Gene Ontology annotation, molecular function: cell adhesion molecule binding. Lineage: Eukaryota; Metazoa; Mollusca; Bivalvia; Pectinida; Pectinidae. Gene Ontology annotation, cellular component: cell-cell junction.
AUGUCUGAAUACGAUCUAGACAUGAGUUUUGUGGUUGAUGACUUUAGCGAAUAUUGCCGACAAGAAGAUGGAUUCCAACAAUAUCAGUUUGAGCCUUUAAGAAAAUUAAAUCUUAGUGAAUUGGACUCUGAAAAUGACCGCUUGGUUCCUCCAACCAUACUAGAUCUUAUCUCUAAAACCGAAAACGGUAAUCUGACAGAGGGAAGCAGUAUAUCUCUGGUCUGUUCGGUGGAGAGUUUCCCUCCGGCCAAAAUACAGUGGUUCUAUAAAGCCAACAACACAGUUCUACUGACCACCCCAGAUGUCCUGGAGAGUACCUACACCCUGACUAACGCUGACUGUCUGGACACCGGACUCUACACCUGUUCUGUCAGAAAUAGUGUCUCUACCACAGCGGUCACCAGGGAUAUACCGAUCAACGUUCUCUGUAAACCACGAGAAGACUCUAGGGUGAUUGGUAAUCAUAAUUUUGGUUUGGCUCUCUCAGAAAACUUAACUGUUACUGCUAAGUUUCUGACCAAUCCUAUGCCAUCAUUCACUUGGUCGUUUCAAAACGCAUCUAGUGAGAAGACAGAAGAGCUUGUAAGCGGUGCACACAACUUUGGAACACACAAUUUCUAUUUUAUGACGAACCUAUCUGCAGUGUCGGUAGGGAUACGUACAAACAUGCAGGAACACUGGUACGGAACAUAUACCGUCACGGCCACAAACAGUCAGGGAAGUGGAAGGAUCAGCUUUAUAGUGGAAGCACAGGGAAAACCUAACCCUCCAUACGAAGGAGCAGUUAUUUGUCCCGGCCCAGACCAAGCCAUCCUUAGCUGGAAAUCGGCAUUUGAUGGAGGAUCCACCCAAACAUUUGCUGUCGGGAAAAAAAGCCAAACACAGGACAUCUUUGUUAUAGACAGAAUACUUGAUACCCCCGACCCAGGACAACACCGAACUGCCAACAUUUCUAUAUCUGGUCUAGCUGCUGGAACACAGCAUUUCUUUGUGGUGUUUGCUGUGAAUAGAUUUGGAAACUCGUCGAUUGAACGUGAAGUCAACUGCACAACAAAAUCUUUGCCUGUCCCUGAAGCCUCCCCCCUAGGUCCAAUACUAGGAGCAGCCGGUGGUUCCGCUGCAGCAGUCAUUGUCGUGAUUAUUGUAGUUAUCAUUGUGGUAACAAAGAAACGAAAGUCCGGAAAAAACAAAAGAGAUGAUGAUAUCGAAAUGAUCCCUGAAGAAAUAAGUCCUGGUGGUAGUUCAGACGGACUGAAACGUAACAUCUUGUAUGAGUCAUCUGAUGGGCUCAAGGCUAACAUUUUGUACGAGACAUCGGAUCCACAACCAGGAACCUCAUCAGAGUAUGCUGUAGUUCAAAAGAAAUCGAAAUCAAAGCCUGUAUCACCAGAUGCUGAAUAUGCUGUAGUUGACAAAACAAAAAAAGAAACCUCAAAACCAACAAAUGAUGUAUACGCAGAAGUAGUAAAACCUGCUGGAAAAGGUGGAAAAGAUAAACGCAAGAAGGGAGGAAAGAAAACAAAAGGCAGCGGUGAGGAGACGAAAAUCAGAAAAAAACCAGUUGCAAACGCUGAGAACGUUUAUGAAAAAGUUGAAGAUAUUGACGGAGCAUCGGGUAAUAUCUACGCCAAUUGUCAGGAUGGAGCCACACUUGCGUUGUACAAAGGACCGACCCGCAAAAGGAAUCAAGAUGGUCUUAUCUACCUGGAUGUCGAAUUUAAAGAGGAGAAGGAAAACGGCAGAAAUUAUGUGAUACACGGUAUUGAAAACAGAACUGAUUAUGCGGAUGUAGACUUCACGAAACGGGCAGAUCCACUACCGCCUGACAGCGAGGAUCCCAAACAGCCAUGACAAUUGAACAUAAUUCACUAAACUGUGAUUUUGUACACUGUUUCAUAAUCAUAUUUGGUUUGUUUGGUUUGUUUUUGUUCAACUUCCUAUUAACAGCCAGGGU